Molecule: messenger RNA, 1440 nt
Organism: Lindgomyces ingoldianus
Lineage: Eukaryota; Fungi; Ascomycota; Dothideomycetes; Pleosporales; Lindgomycetaceae
Product: NmrA-domain-containing protein
Exons: 2
Coding region: 325-1320 (331 amino acids)
Source: RefSeq, a predicted model, not a curated record
AGCCCGAUUGCGGCAACUAUCCACACCGACUCCGCUGGCAACCAAUUUUAUCUGCCACCUCUCACACCACCUUUAUCUCCCUAUCGCCCAUCACUCUGCACUUUGUUGCUCCUUGCUCGACACGCCGCGGGGGUCCAGACUGGCGGUUCUGUCUCUCCCUGCUCUGCCUGUUUCCUCCAUAUAACAUCUGCCGCUCUCACCCGCUCUUCGACUCGGCACCGCAUGCGGCAUCACCGUCACCGACCUUGAUUUUUGACCAUCAUUGUCAACCCCUCUCCGCUGUCUUGCCUUUUGGACUGACCGAGCUGGACUCUAUCUCCCCGGAUGCAAAGAACGGUGGUGACCGUCAACAGCAAUGGCCGCCAGUCGGCGAGCUUCAUUCGAGUUGCAUCAGCAAUUGGGUGGAAUGUGCGAGCACAAAUGCGAGACUUGAAUGGACUCGUCGCCCAGGAGCUCUCGGAUCUGCCUAAUGUCACUGUCUUUAUUGGACACCUUGAGGAUCCCAAAUUCCUGGACAACUUGUUCAAAGGUGCGCAGUGUGCCUUCAUCAAUACGACGCAUUGGGGAGAUGAGGUUUCGAUUGGCCGAGCACUAGCCGAUGCGGCAAAGAAGGCUGGCGUCCAGCACUACAUCUAUUCGAGCAUGCCCGACCAUUCAGUAUUCGGAAACGAUUGGAGAGCACUCCCUCUUUGGUCGCCCAAGUUCACCGUCGAGCAGUAUAUUCGCCAAAUUGGUCUUCCGGCAACUUUCGUCUACUGUGGCAUAUACCACAACAACUUCACUGGUCUUGACUUCCCGCUAUUCCGCAUGGAACACAGGCCCGACGGCAGUUUCCUCUGGCAAGCUCCUUUCCACCCAGACCAGCCUCUUCCUUGGUUGGAUUCAGAACAUGACAUUGGACCGGCUGUCUUCCAGCUAUUCAAAGAGGGUCCGCGGAAGUGUGGCGGGAAACGCAUUCCACUCGCCUUCUCCGUCAUGUCUCCAAAGCAGGUCUGCAAGGCCUUCAGUCGUGGCCUCCAGAAACCUGUUCAAUACAAGCAUGGCCCGAUCGUCAUCACUGUGCCCACUCCCGUUGGCUACCGUGAGCACCUGUCCGCUCUCGAGGAGACGCUCGCUGAGAAACGCGCCCCGUACUUUGGCCCCGACCUCGAAAAAGAAUGCCCUGACGCCGCACUUGAGCUUUGGGAAGGCUACCGCGAUAUGGAAGAGUAUGCGCGGGAAGUAUUCCCCGUUGAGGAGGCUGCGAAUGGCCUGACCUGGAUGGAGGAGGUAGAGACACCACAGCGCGAGAUCGAACUUGACUUCCAGGUCAACUGCUAACUGCUCCGGUUUCUAUCACAGGGUGAAUUUCUUAAGCAUUACAAUGGCGUCGUCGGCCUUACGGAGCAACUACAACAAGCUAGACUAUAACAUCCAACAUCUAUUCAGAUUGGCGUCGGU